GGAAACCAGCAGCUUCCCUCGCCAGGCUGAGCACCAGCAGCCUCCUCCCAUGGCGACCAUCGCCUGCCACCUCCCCCCUCUCCUCCCUGGCCCCGCCAUCCGGCACCAUCGCCACCUUCAGCCGUCCCCGCCCCCCUUCAAUCGGCACCUCCGCACCCCGCCCCCGAUUCGCCUCCUACGCGCCGCCCGCCGCCGCCAUCCCGACGCCGUCGUUGUCGUCCCGGACGCCCGCCCCUGGGUCGGCGACCUGUCAGGAGCCGCUUCCUACCGGGACGGGAGGGAGGAAGAUGGAGACGAGGAGGAGGACGCGGACGAAGACGACGACGACCGCAGCCUGGACCUCCUGGCCCGGUUCCUGCACUCGGUGUUCAGGAAGGCCUCCCGCCGCGCGCGCCGCGCCGCCAGGUCCGUGCUGCCGCCCUCCGUCCCCGCUGAGCUGGUGAAGUUCUCGGUCAAUGGCGUGCUGGUUCUCACCUUCUUGUGGAUCCUGAAGGGGCUUCUUGAGGUGGUGUGCACAUUUGGAAGCAUGGUGUUUAUAAGCAUCCUUCUUGUUCGAGGGAUAUGGUCUGGAGUAACUUACAUCAGAGAAAACCGAUACAGCUAUAUCCAACAGCUCAAGGACGAUGACAGCCGGUGGAGCAGAGUACAGCCCGCCGGUUGAUCGUUUUCUUUCCUUGCUGGCAGCAUAGUUUUGAUUCAAAGGGCCCAUGAAUAAUCCAGGGCCGCUGUUGAGAUAGCAUGCAUGUGCCCAGCCGUGCACAAAAUGUUGAUGUUUGUUGUUGCUAUAUAAAAUAGCUGCAUGAGAAUCCAAGGAAACCCUCAUGUAGAUGUACUAGUAGUCUAUACAAAUAAGUUGGUCCUCCUCAACAUGAUUAUUGUGAGCGUAGAAUUAGUAGCCAGAUGGUUUUACCUGCGGCUUAUGUGGUUUUAUGUCUGGCCUGGCUGGCCUCAUAUUGCAGUGGCAGAUGUAGAAAGACUCGUGCUUGUUGUACUAUGAAAGGUGGUGCGAAAUACCUAUGGUUAGUAGUAGUGUAAUUCUGUUUCAUUUUACCACAUGGCAUAUGUGGUAAGCUACCUAAAACCCCAAGAUAUCCAAGUAAUUCUGUUUCAUUUUGAUA
Molecule: messenger RNA, 1118 nt
Organism: Hordeum vulgare subsp. vulgare (domesticated barley)
Lineage: Eukaryota; Viridiplantae; Streptophyta; Magnoliopsida; Poales; Poaceae
Product: protein SHORT HYPOCOTYL IN WHITE LIGHT 1-like
Exons: 3
Coding region: 50-661 (203 amino acids)
Biological process (GO): regulation of abscisic acid-activated signaling pathway; negative regulation of photomorphogenesis
Source: RefSeq, a predicted model, not a curated record